Haliaeetus leucocephalus (bald eagle) is the source of this 4896-nucleotide messenger RNA. It is a transcript of the gene GTF2H1, whose product is annotated as general transcription factor IIH, polypeptide 1, 62kDa. NCBI's taxonomy places the organism in Eukaryota, Metazoa, Chordata, Aves, Accipitriformes, Accipitridae. Gene Ontology annotation, cellular component: transcription factor TFIIH core complex; transcription factor TFIIH holo complex. The transcript has 15 exons. The record is from RefSeq and is a predicted model, not a curated record. The coding region runs from base 550 to 2232 and encodes 560 amino acids. Gene Ontology annotation, biological process: transcription by RNA polymerase I; transcription by RNA polymerase II; nucleotide-excision repair.
AGCAUUUGAAAAUACUAUUUUACAUAGCAAUAGUAAAGUUUAUGAUGUACAAAAUACAGCAAUCAGACAGACUAAACAUUUACAGUGAACAUACCAAAGAUUUAAAUUUUUGACAGGUGUAAGACAGUACAUUAAUAGAAUGUAGUCAUACUUGCGGUGUCCUUAACCUCUUGAGAAAUUUAAGGCUGUAGGGUGAACCUGUGGAGAGGAAAGAUAGUGACUGCUGGGGAGAAGAAUGCAGGAAGUAUCAAAAGGCUUGUUGAUGUGAGACUGGUGACAAAAUCACCAUUGUGUUGAAGUAGGUCUAACGUUAGUCCCUCGGACUUUGGGGGAGACGGAUAGGAAACUGGCCAGCUGGAAUCAAGUGUACAAAACAUUGUUCAAGUGUUGGGCAAAAACCACCACAGUAAGAACUGGAGUGCAACUGGGCUACCUUAUCUUUAGCACAGAGAACUGAAAAUCCAUGAUUUUUCACAUACCUUGUAUCCUUCCUUUUUCUGAAACGACUUAACAUCUGCCAUUCACACUGAAGAAGGGAAUUGCUGCCAAAUGCCAGAGGAGAUUUGGAAUCUCCAUAUAGCCGCAAUGGCAACGUCAUCUGAAGAAGUGUUACUGAUUGUAAAGAAGGUACGUCAGAAGAAGCAGGAUGGAGCUCUCUACCUUAUGGCUGAAAGGAUAGCAUGGGCACCUGAAGGCAAAGACCGAUUCACAGUCAGCCAUAUGUAUGCAGACAUAAAAUGCCAGAAAAUCAGUCCAGAAGGUAAAGCUAAAAUUCAGCUUCAGCUAGUAUUGCAUGCAGGGGACACAACCAACUUUCACUUCUCCAAUGAAAGCACAGCAGUGAAGGAGCGAGAUGCGGUAAAGGAUCUUCUUCAACAACUGUUGCCUAAGUUCAAAAGGAAAGCUAAUAAAGAACUUGAGGAGAAGAACAGAAUGCUGCAAGAAGAUCCUGUUUUGUUUCAGCUCUAUAAAGACCUUGUUGUGAGCCAAGUAAUCAGUGCUGAAGAAUUCUGGGCCAACCGUUUAAGCCUGAAUGCAGGGGAUAAUUCUGCAGCACCUAGUAAGCAGGAUGUGGGCAUCUCUGCAGCAUUUCUGGCUGAUGUACGGCCUCAAACAGAUGGCUGCAAUGGUCUGAGGUAUAAUUUGACUUCAGAUAUCAUUGAAUCCAUAUUUCGAACAUAUCCUGCAGUAAAAAUGAAAUAUGCAGAAAAUGUUCCACAUAACAUGACAGAGAAGGAAUUCUGGACACGAUUUUUUCAGUCUCAUUAUUUCCAUCGGGACAGGCUCAAUACAGGCUCAAAAGACCUCUUUGCAGAAUGUGCCAAACUGGAUGAAAAAGGGUUAAAAACAAUUGUGUCUCAAGGAGUAAAAAACCCCCUGAUAGAUUUAACUGCUUUGGAAGAUAAAACAUUAGAUGAAGGCUAUGGUGUUGCUUCUGUGGCCUCUACAUCAAAUGCCUCAAAAUCUGCUAGAGAAAGUAGCAACGCUGCCAUUAUAAAACGCUUUAAUCAUCAUAGUGCCAUGGUCCUUGCAGCUGGCCUCAGGAAACAAGAAGCACAAAAUGACCAUUACAGUGAGACCAGCAGUACGGAUGGAAACUCCAGGGAUUCAGAUUUCUUUCAGCCACCAAUGAAAAAGGUGAAACUCCAGGAGUCCAUUGAAUAUGAAGAUUUAGCAAAGAAUAAUAGCAUUAAAACUAUUGCACUAAACUUAAAGAAGUCUGAUAGGUAUUAUCAUGGUCCAACUCCAAUUCAAUCACAGCAAUAUGCAACCAGUCAGGAUAUAAUUAAUUCUUUCCAUAGUAUUAGGCAAGAAAUGGAAACAUAUGUACCCAAACUAACUCAGGUUCUUUCAAGUGGUGAUGCUACUAGCACUAUUGCAGUCCUAUCACCUGGAGGAGCACUUAUGCAGGGUGGAACACAGCAAGCCAUAAACCAGAUGGUGCCAAAUGACAUUCAGUCUGAACUAAAACAUUUGUAUGUAGCAGUAGGGGAACUGCUACGACACUUCUGGUCCUGCUUUCCUGUUAACACACCAUUCCUAGAAGAAAAGGUUGUGAAAAUGAGGAGCAACCUGGAAAGAUUUCAGGUUACAAAGCUCUGCCCAUUCCAAGAAAAGAUUCGGAGACAGUAUUUAAGCACAAAUUUGAUAAGUCAUAUAGAAGAGAUGCUGCAGACGGCCUACAAUAAGUUCCAUACAUGGCAGUCCCGGCGUAUGCUGAAGAAGACGUGAAAAUGCAUGCUGUACAGGUUUGAGAGCAAAAUCUGCAAUAGGUAUAGGAGUACAACCUAGCAUACGUGCAGAUCUUAUAGUUGUUGCAGGAAGACCUGCAAGCUGUGGACUUCUGGAAACGAUGUUAACUGAACUUGCACAUUUUUGAAAAAGAACUUGAGAUUAAACUUGAAAACUAGGGAGAAAAAAAAACAAGGAAGAACCAAAACAGAAGAGCUGAGACGCAAAAAUAUUUAAAAAGACACUGUUUACUGCAGUUACUCAGGAACUGCUUUUGAUUUGCUUAAAGAGCUGCUUUCAGAAAUAAAAAAUUUAAAGAGGGUGUAUUAAUAAAAUCUGUUUUUCUGUCUAAUUUUUUUUUUUUUUAAGAAAUGUAUGGCACAGGGUAGAACUCAAAAGUUUUUCUUCACUGGAUUCUGACAUUUUAUUGAAUUCUGUUUGUACUUUCUGCAACAGUUUAACAAUGAUAUUUUAAAAUAUAGCUGAGACUGGUUUUGCUUCAAACAUCUGGGAGAGCAUAGCUGUCUGAAGACAAGCUUCUGCCAUAUGUUUCCCCACCAAUUGGAAGCAAGAGACAUUGCACUGAAAGCUGUUUAUGGUCUGGGGUCCCUAAAGGCACAUGGGGGCAAACUUUUGCCUGAAGUCUUGGAUUUUUAUGCAGAAUUUUUUCAGCCAUCAGUUUUGCAUGUUUUCCUUUGAGUGCAAGUGUGUGCUACUGCAGUUUUUUUUUUACGGUGGCAUUUGUUCUGAGGAGAGAAUGCAUUUUUAAAAAUGAAGUUAAAUAAAGUUUCUUACAAAAUAAGUCAUUUAUUUUCAAUUCUUAGACAUUUUUUAUUUCUUCUCCUAAAUCUGUUUUCCUUCACUCUUCCCUUUUGACUGUUACACUAUUUUUGGCGAAUUGAUAAUCAUUGCAAAGAGAAAAAUGUGUUAUUUACACAAUGUCCAUAGAUAUUGGGAAUCUGUGCCAUACUUUGUUCCAAAUAGAAUCAGUUGACAGUUUAAGACCAACUCGUCUUGUAUUAAAUGUGACUUAAAUGCAAAGUAAACCUGUUUUCUAUAUAUGCAGUUUAAUGACAUCCUUGUAUUUUGUUGUCAUCUUGACUGUACUAAAGCCUAGCGUGGGCUACUGAACUUUUUUACUUCUGACUAAAUGUGACUGUUAGAUUAUAAGAUGCAUUUACUACAAAGACAAAUCAGAGUGACAGUAUGUAUUCAAAGCAAGCACAGCAGUGUUCAGUACGGCAGAAGAAAUUCCCAUUAGCCUGCAUGAUGGCUUAAUACUAGAUUUUGCCACCAUUGGUAUGAUGCUAAAAACUGAUAGUAUGAUGUUGGUUGGAUAAUUCUUGCAAAUUCCUACAGAAGAGAGGAUGUAUUUGUAUAGCCAAGUCUGUGCUUGUUCUGUGCUGCUGCUCCAUUUAUGCAAGAGGGGUUUUUUCUUUAACUGAUGCGUGGAAGUCAGCAGCUUCUUUUUACCCAGUGUUUUUCAAUUUUUGUAUUAUGCUAAUAUUUUGGUAAAAGCCGAGUUGCAGUUAAAUGUCACUGUCUGCACCAAAAUUCUGUUUGGAAACGUAUGCAUAUUGUUAAGCCUAGUUUCCCUGUCUGCUUUUGCAGAUAGAUGCAUGAUACCUGCUCUGUGAUGUUAAUGUGGUUCUGCUACAAGAAAUGACUAGGCUCAACAGGAGAGACACCCAUUAUUUUUGACAGGGUGAAAAUGUCACUAGGAAUAAACAGAUGUACGUACAGCAUUUGGGGAAUGAGGUGCACAUCUUGACAAGAGUUACCUCUUGUGAUAAACUAUUUCUCUAAAACUUAGGUUUAGGGUAUGGCUUUAUUAAGCCUAAUCCUCUCGUAAGUGCAGGCGGCUCCCAGAAAGAAAGGGUAGUUUUUUUUCUCCCCCGUUCCAAAGCAUUUGAUCUAGCAAUUCUGUGGCCAAAUUUCACUGUUUAGUGAAGCUGUAACACCUUUCAUCAUAUCAGAGGGCUAGGUUCAAGAAAAUAUGUCUGAUUUAUAUUCUAACUGUGCCUGAAGCUAUGAACAACACAUUUGAGUAUUAGACUGCACUGAGACUUCAUUCAAAAAAAUCAUAGACAGGAGAGUUUUGAAUAUGGAACUAAAUCAUCUUUUGUUUGAAUCAGCAUUUAGUAUCCCUGGAAAGACUGGGCAAAAUGGCUAGCACAGUGGAAAAGUUUCAGUGCAUCACAAGAGCAUUUUACAGUUCAAAGGACUGUUGUUUAUAAUCAUUAUGGGGGAUGGUGUUGCAAUAGCUUUAAAUUAUUAUAGCUAUAUCAGGCUAUCAAAAUGUACCUUAACAGAACUGGGGGGGAAGAGGACUAUGAUACUAAAUUCAACAGUUUUGCCUAGAGACUGUACAGGCAAGGCUGCUAUGCACUUCAUAUUGCUUUUUCAGGUAUUGUGGCAAUAAGGCACAGGCCCCUCCUAAAGUAAGGGAGGUAAACUAUAUAUUCUUUCUUCUACAUUGUGUUCCCCUUUUCUGUAGCAUGGUCCAAAACCCAGAUUCAUUCCUUAAGUUUUGAAACUGAAUCAUCAUGCAUUAUAUUACUAUUGGAAUCUUUAUACUGACUUGUAUUUUUAAUGAGAAUUCAUAAAACUUGUAUCAUUGGCAUUGAUCUAAGAUUUGUAGAAUAAACCCUACUGAAUUCUAAA